UUAGUACUAUUUAAGUAGGGCAGAAAGUAACGCAUUUGUACAAAACGCUUAAAUUCCUAUGAAUUUAUGCAUUUAUAAAUUGUUCGAAAUUCAAUUUAAACAAUUACUGAAAGGCAUUGAACGACUAUUGUCAUGUCAACGGAGUCAGCUGUUUGUUGUGAUAUAUAAUAGAUAUAUAUAUGUGUGUGGGGAUUGUGUGAUCAUAGCGAUGUUUUCAUUACGCUGUUGAAAUUGAAACGAGUUUUGGCCAAGUGAAAUCUCAAUUUGUAAACUGUUGUGAACGAUGACAGGGAGGACGAAAUACACGGCCGUGCGGAUCGAGACGGAAAUCGAGAAGAAUCGUGAGGAGGCUAAUUGGGCUAAAGUUAUUGAUCUAGCUACCUCCUUGAAAGACAAAUCUCCAGAUUGUGAGUUCUUGGCAGAUUUUCUGGUUGGCGAAGGCCGACUAGAAAGUUAUUUGGAGGAAUGGCCCCCCAUAGAGUCAAACAUACACAAGGCCAAGUUGGGUCUGAUGGAUGCCCGCAAAUACUUGAAUGCUGCAGCCAACGAUAUGGGCAAGAAAGCAGGUGUUGCUUUGGAUGCUUACUUGUUGCUGGGAAAACUGUAUUAUGCAUGCGGCAAUUACAAUGAAGGCCUCAAGAGUUUUAAGCUGGCUGAGUUGCACACCUUAUCCGAGAAGAAACUCCCACUCCGAAGCUUGAAGAUUGUUGCUGAAUCUUAUGCCAUCAAGGGGUUGUGUUUGCAGAAGGAUUCUUCUGGUGUUACCAGCAAAUACAAGAAGGCAGAAAAGGAGGAAGAGAUGUAUAAGUGUUUUGAACUGGCCUCUGAUUUGACACUGUUGUACAUGCAGGAACUGGACAAGCAGCAAAGUGCAACAUUCACAAACACAGGUACUCAUUCUCCCCAACCACCAGCUGUCAACAAGAAUUUAAGUCCGGUACUGGAGCAGGCGUUGCAGCAGGCGCCUGUGAUGCUCAUCCAGCAGAACAAGUUUGUGGAGACUCUGGAUAGAUAUAGAGCGUCGCUCAGCGCAGUGGAAUGCCAGACGACGAACGUGGUGCGUUUGAAGUUGAUGUGCCAGUUCGCCGAAUUCCUGCUGCAGGGCUCCGUGGCCGAGAACUACAAAUCGCCUUUGAACUCUCCGCCCCAUCCGAACUCCUUCUGGAAACCGAAACACUAUAAUGGAAUCAAUCAGUUCAUUCCGAAGGUGGACUGCGAGGAGACCAUAUUGGUCCUGUUGGUGGCUGAAGCCAUGGCAGUGCGGAACGCCGUCUUGUCGCAAUCUCCGGAAUUCAAGGAAGCUCGUUUGAGCGCCUACCAAGAUGCAGCUUCCGUUUACGACUUGCUCACUUUGGCUACUGUUCGAUGGGGUCAAGUCUCAUUACUGCAAGAGUCACUGGAACGAGCAAUGAAGUUUUCGUUCGAAGAACCGCAUCUGUGGCGACAGCACGCCCUGAGUUUGAUAUCGAUGGGUCGUUAUGAGCACGCCUUGGUAGUUCUGAAAGAGGUGAUCAAAUUGGAACAAAACUCCUCCGUGAAUUGCCUUCUCGCCGCCAAAAUUUGUUACGAGCAUUUGAACCGUCCGUUCGACGGCACCGAAUUCAGCUUGCAAGCGAAAACCAAAGAAUUAGCAUACUCCAGUGGACUUCUCGGCAGGUGUCAUCUUUACGUUGGAAUUGGAUACCAUCUGCAAGCUAGAGCUGCUAUGCUCAAGCAACCAAAGGAGGAAUAUAACGAAAAAGCUCUCACGAAUUUUCAAACGUCUGUUGAAUUGGAACCCAAUGAUCAUCUAUGCAAAUACUAUCUGGGACUGCAGCUGGCUCUUACAGGUCACAUUCCUGAAGCUUUGGCAACAGUCAGCGAGGCUUUGGCUUUGCAACCGGAAAACUCAUCCACUUUGCAUUUGUUGACGUUGCUGUUAUCUGCAAACCGGAAGCACGAAGAAGCUUUAGAAGUGGUGGAAGCUGCGAUUGAGGAGUACCCGGAUAGUUUGAACCUGAUGUAUGUUAGGGCGCAUUUAGAGUUGCACGAAGAAGGCGGAGAGCGAGCCUUGGUGACUGCUAAACAGAUGCUCGAACUGUGGAAGAAUCUCUACGAAGGUCAGACUUCUUCCGAUAUUCCCGAAUGCGACCGCAAAUCCGAUACACGAUCCGUCUUCCAAUUGUACACAUCGGAAAUGUCCGACAAAGAUUCCAGUUCACUGCAAGCACACAGCAUAGCAGCUUCAAGGGUCGAACAAGCGUUAAGCGAGGUUGCAAGUUCUGUGAGCAGCUUCAGCCCCCGUCCAGGUCCCCAAAGAUCAUACAUGCUGCUCCUCGAGGUGUGGCUUUUACUAGCCGAAUUGUACUUAGCCGUCGAUCAACCAGCCGAUGUACUUAAGUGCAUACAAGAGGCGUCCCAGAUAUUCCCGCUCUCCCAUCACAUUCUGCACAUGAGAGGCCUUUUGCACAUGCACAAACAAGAGUGGACGGACGCGAAGUUAUUCUUCCAGAACGCGGUCGCAAUUAAUCCGCAGCACGUGAAGUCGCUGCAGCAGUUGGGUCUGGUUUACCAUUAUUUAGGGCUUCAGGGAUUAGCGGAGACGACGUUACGCGAGGCGGCGAAAAUCGAUCCCAGCAAUCACAUUACAUGGUACAAUUUGGGUAAGGUCCUCGAAUCGCUCGGCGAGUUCGAAACGGCCAGCUCUUCCAUGGCCACGGCACUCACCGUCGAAACGACCAGUCCCAUUCUUCCCUUCAGUUCGGUACCGCUCUGCUUCGAUUAAGAUUAUUAAGCAUCAAGGCCGUCUCGUAUUUAACAACUUCAAUGAUACUACGGAACGAACAGUUCGCAUUUGCCAGAGAAGGAAAACAAAACAGUGAUUCUAAGUAUUUCAACCUAGCCUUCAGAUUACCAAAUGUUCUCAUGCAGUUAGAUGCGUAUAAGUCUUUGUUAUUGGUUUGGUUUUUGUUUAUUUUUUUCUCUCUUUUUGUUGAAGACUCAUUUAAGUUGAUAAUUAUUACCAGGUGAUCAGUAUUUUGAAAAUUU
Nicrophorus vespilloides is the source of this 3027-nucleotide messenger RNA. It is a transcript of the gene Ttc7, whose product is annotated as tetratricopeptide repeat protein 7B. Gene Ontology annotation, molecular function: protein binding. The transcript has 11 exons. The record is from RefSeq and is a predicted model, not a curated record. Lineage: Eukaryota; Metazoa; Arthropoda; Insecta; Coleoptera; Silphidae. The coding region runs from base 284 to 2764 and encodes 826 amino acids. Gene Ontology annotation, cellular component: plasma membrane. Gene Ontology annotation, biological process: protein localization to plasma membrane; phosphatidylinositol phosphate biosynthetic process.